Messenger RNA from Strongylus vulgaris, 1422 nucleotides. The record is from the annotation of a GenBank genome assembly. NCBI's taxonomy places the organism in Eukaryota, Metazoa, Nematoda, Chromadorea, Rhabditida, Strongylidae.
AUGAUUGACGAUAACACCUACAAGACUCUUUUCGACGCUAUCGACGCUCGUCAGGAAGAAUUUGUCAAAGUUCUUAAGGAAGCAGUCGCAAUCACCUCCGUGUCAACAGAACCGGAGCGACGUCCUGACUGCGUGAAGAUGGUUAUGUGGAUGAAAAAGAAGUUUGAAGGAGUCGGAGCGAAAACACAAGUCGUUGAAAUUGGAAAGCAAAAACUUCAUGAUGGCAAAACCAUUGAUUUGCCGCCCGUAUUAUUUGUUACACUAGGAGAUGACCCCAACAAGAAAACUGUGCUUAUCUAUGGCCAUCUCGACGUCCAGCCUGCUUACAAGGAGGACGGUUGGAAUACCAAUCCUUGGGAGUUGACGGAAAUUGACGGAAAACUUUAUGGAAGAGGUUCUACCGAUGACAAGGGACCAGCUAUCUCUUGGGUGCACGUCAUUAGUGUUUUCCAGAAGAAAGGAAUUACCAUACCCGUCAACCUCAAGGCAUCUGGCAGAGGAAUCGGAUCUUACUCUUUGUUGUUAGCAGGAUUUUUCACAUGUACGAAAAUCGCUCAAACUUCCAACAAAUAUGAUCAAUUUAGAGGUCUCUGCUAUUACUUCAUCGAAAUUGAUUGUGCCAAACAAGAUCUUCACUCAGGGUCAUAUGGAGGCAGCGUGUUGAAGGACUAUUUUAUAUUGUUUGUUUAUCGUACAAUUUCAUUCAUCAGGCCAGAAGCAAUGACCGACUUGGUGUGGGUUAUGUCACAGUUGCUUGAACAAGAUGGCACAAUAAAAGUUCCCGGCAUCUACGAUACUGUUGCACCUCUUACUGACGAAGAGAAGAGCCUAUAUUCUAAGAUUGAUUUCGACAUGGAGGAUUAUAGGAAAGACAUCGCUGCACAUGGACUUCUGAAAAGCACUAAAGAAGAGGUGUUGAUGAGCCGUUGGCGUAAUCCAUCUCUGUCACUUCAUGGGAUUGAAGGUGCAUUCGCCAGUGCUGGAGCAAAAACUAUCAUUCCUUGUAAGGUUAUAGGCAAGUUUUCGAUCCGUAUUGUCCCGAAUAUGACUCCCGAAAUAGUGGACAAACUUGUCCUUGACUACUUGAAUGACCUGUGGGCUAAGCGCGGAUCUCCUAAUCGCUUCAAAGCUACUGCACAUCACAGUGGUAUGCCAUGGGUAGGUGAUUACAAGGAUGAUAACUUCCGAGCUGGGGUACGUGCAACCAAAAGGGUUUACGGCGUGGAACCUGAUUACACUCGCGAAGGUGGAAGCAUUCCCAUCACGCUUGCGUUCCAGGAUUUGACGGGUAAAAGUGUUAUGUUGCUGCCAAUUGGUGCCGGCGAUGACAUGCCCCAUUCGCAAAACGAAAAGAUGAACCGCUCUAACUACAUUCAGGGCACAAAGCUAAUGGCGGCCUACCUCCUCGAACUUGUAGCGUGA